This is a messenger RNA of Colletes gigas, 2571 nucleotides long. RefSeq names its product venom carboxylesterase-6-like (gene Est-6). The coding region runs from base 9 to 1706 and encodes 565 amino acids. The record is from RefSeq and is a predicted model, not a curated record. Lineage: Eukaryota; Metazoa; Arthropoda; Insecta; Hymenoptera; Colletidae. The transcript has 8 exons.
CAAGCGCCAUGAAGUUAUCAGCCGUUCUAGUUUUUCUGACGGUCGUGAGUAGUUCUCAGGCACGAUCACCGCGGGUCGAGACAUCUUCAGGAGGUAUAGUUGGUUACGUUAAGAAGUCUCGUUCAGGUAGGGAGUAUGCAGCUUUCGAAGGUGUUCCUUACGCACAGCCUCCUCUUGGAAAACUUCGGUUUCUACCACCGAAACCUGUCCUGAAAUGGAUCCAGGAUCUUCCAGCAACGAAGAAGAGUCAGGUUUGCACGCAAUACCUCAUGUCUCCGGUAAAGGGAGACAGGGUCAUAGGUUGCGAGGAUUGUUUGUACAUGAACAUUUACGUACCAACUAUAAAGGACAAAAAAAAAUUGUUGCCAGUGAUGUUUUGGAUCCACGGUGGAGCUUUCCAGUUCGCUAGUGGAAACGAGGCGGACGAGACGCUUUUGAUGGAUCGUGAUGUUAUAUUGGUCACGAUCAAUUAUCGUUUAGGACCUUUCGGUUUCCUUAGCACGGGAGACCGUGUGCUACCCGGAAACAUGGGACUGAAAGAUCAGAGUAUGGCUUUGCGAUGGGUGUCGAACAAUAUUCAUUCCUUCGGUGGCAAUUCCAAAGAAAUCACACUCUUUGGCAUGAGUGCUGGCGGUUCAAGCGUGCACUAUCAUUAUUUAUCGCCAUUAAGUGCUGGACUAUUCCAACGUGGCAUAUCGAUAAGUGGUGUAGCACUCGAUUGCUGGGCUCAGCCGAAACAUGUUCAGGAAAAAGCUUUAAAACUGGGUGCUCUGAUGGGAUGUCCCACAAACAAUCUAAGUAAAAUGAUCGAAUGUUUACGAGAACGUCCAGCCCGACUUAUUUCUCAAGCUGUUGGCGAUUUCAUGUAUUGGCUAUACAAUCCAUUCACUCCGUUCGGGCCAGUCAUCGAGAGGCAAAAGUGUCCUCGUCCGUUUAUUAAUAAAUCACCGAUCGAGAUCAUUGCUAGAGGCGAAGCGUUAGACGUUCCGUGGAUUGCAGGAGUCGUUGAAGACGAGGGAUUAUAUACUGCUGCAGAAUUUGUCGCCAACGAGGAACUUCUGGAAGAGUUGAACGUGAAAUGGGAUAACAUAUCACCAUUUUUGCUCGACUUUAACUAUACCAUUCCGCUCGAAGAACAUAAAACUGUGUCUGAGAUGAUUCGGAAGCAUUAUCUCGGAUCUGAUAACAUUUGCAGCAAAACGUCAGCCGCGGUGGUACAGAUGAUGAGCGAUCGGUUGUUUAAGCUCGACUAUGCAAAAGCAGUUCGUUUGCAGGCGGAAAUGCACAAAAGUCCGGUUUGGACCUAUUUGUACUCGUACAGGGCUCAGCACAGUCUUAGCGACCGCUUAAGCGGCACCACUAAAAAUUUCGGUGUCAGCCAUGGCGACGACAUAUUUCUCAUUCUUGAUUCGACGAUAGAUAACACUUCGAAUUUUGUGGAUAAAGAAAUGCAGAAGAUUCUGCUUGACUUUUACACGUCGUUUGCUAUCGAGGGGACACCGAAGAUCGGUAAAGUCGAAUGGAAGAAACUGGUCGGCAACGAAAAAGCGUUUUCUUACUUGCAUAUAAAAAAUCCAAGUGAACUGGUCAUGGCCAGCGACAACGACUUUGCGCAGAAGAAGUUUUGGUCCACGAUUAAAUUCAACGAGAAUAAACUGUCCAAAUCAUUAACUACUGAGGUUCGAGAUAAAAUAAACGGAAAAUAGCUGUUUAUUGUGAUUAACCAUUUCUGACAAGUAGCAAAGAAACGAAUAAAAAUUGAAAUUUCAUAUUCCUUUAACGAGAUAGUAAAUAUUUAAUAACGAUACAGAGGGUAUAUGAUUUACAAUAACAGACUAUAAUCUCUUGUUCAUACAGAAUGGAUGACAAAUCUGUUGUAUUUAAUUAAACCUUCCUUUUUGCGGUUACAUAAUAUCAGAUACAUUAUCAGUUAAAUGAUUACUUUACUAAUUUUCUAUCGAUAUACGACAUGCCAGACUUAGUUGAAAUAAUAAAUAUUCAGUAGGAUAUUUCAUUUUUAACAUUUCAUUGAAGUUGUUUUGCAGAGUUCGUUCAAGUAAUAACGAAAAAAAAUGUAUUUAUCAUCGAUAGUUUAAACAAUAAAGCAGAAUAUGUAUAGACAAAAAUCACGAAUGUUAUUCAUCGUUAGUGUAAGACUAUUUUUGUGCAAAUUUUCCCUUUAUUAAAUCUUUUAUGCAAAUCGCAGGAAUAAAGUCGUGUUUGAAUAAUUACUUUGAUAAGAAUUGACUCGACUAAUAUUUAUUCGCGAAUGACUCAACGGUCCCGAAUUACACGCUUUUUUUCGUGGAAGGAAAAUGAUAAUUGGAACAAGUCGAGGCUUGACAUACAAAAUCGUUUAUUCAUAUAAAAGGACACUUUAUACUAGCACGUACUGUCAAAAAACUAGCCUACUUCCGUACAGUCGGGACAACCGAGAUUUUCCCGGCUCGCUCGUUUCUUUAUGUAUCACAUAUUAUUAUACGCGGCAAACGAUAACGGGUUAUGCUGAGAAUAAGGGUAAUAAUUGUCAUUGUGGUCGUAGGUCGUGUAUGAAAAAAAAUAAAAAAAAAU